AUGACAACACAGCAAUCCCCUUUCCAUUGUCACUUUCCCGGGUGUGGCCUAAGCUAUCGACGGAAGGAACAUCUGACCCGACAUGCUAAAACCCACACUCAAACAGAUCGUUUCGAAUGCUCCUUCUGUGAGCGUGUUUUUGCCAGGAAUGACACGCUACGACAGCAUGUCCGCACUCAUCAUAAAAACAGAGAGCUACAAUACUCCAGGGCAAUUCGAGCUUGCACCUAUUGUCGCUCACGACGGUCAAAAUGCGACGGACAGUUUCCCUGCGGCGCGUGCUUCCAGCGAGAAAUUCAAUGUUCAUAUACCCAAAACUCACGGGGCCGGGCAUUGGAACAGAAUAGGCCUCCAAAUCGCCGCCCAAGCCCCAUACCUUCCCUAGAAUCGGACGAUGAAUUUUAUUCUCCUCCGACAGAAUCAGUGGGCCCUAUCCAGCGUUCCGAAACUAUUGAAAAUAGCCCAUGUAGAGUUGCGCCAUAUGUUCAGGCUUAUUUCAACAAAUUUCACCCAAAAUGGCCAUUCCUACACCCGGCGACAUUCAAUCUCGACAAUGAGCUGCCUUUUCUUGCUCAGUCAGUGGUGAUGAUGGGCUCGUGGGCGAUGAUGGAAACCAAUACGCAAAAUACCGCAAAAGACCUACAUAAAAGACUGACAUCGUCGAUAUACGAGCAAAGAGUCAGUUCAUUUCUUUCCGCUAUCUCUCCACAUUAUUGA
This is a messenger RNA of Penicillium expansum, 717 nucleotides long. RefSeq lists its product as uncharacterized. NCBI's taxonomy places the organism in Eukaryota, Fungi, Ascomycota, Eurotiomycetes, Eurotiales, Aspergillaceae. Bases 1 to 717 code for a protein of 238 amino acids. Gene Ontology annotation, biological process: DNA-templated transcription; regulation of DNA-templated transcription. The record is from RefSeq and is a predicted model, not a curated record. Gene Ontology annotation, molecular function: DNA-binding transcription factor activity, RNA polymerase II-specific; zinc ion binding; DNA binding. The transcript has a single exon.